ACAGUUCACUCCCCUCUUUAGUCUUCACGUAUACACUCCAAGUUCGCGGCAAAAUGCUACAAAGCUUCCGCCUCGUCUCCAGUCGCUUAUUCCAACACUUGCAGGUGUUUAUAGGCACUAAUAUUAUAAUGAAGAAGUCUGCUUUGCCGUUGAAAAAUUUAUGUGGACUCGAGAAGCAGAAAUGCGGUAAGGAUGCUUUGGUGAAGCUCCUGAGAUGGCAUUUUGGUUAUUCUCAGUACCGAGGGAAGCAAUUAGAGGCUAUUGAAUCGGUUUUGUCAGGAAGAGAUUGUUUCUGCCUCAUGCCAACUGGUGGAGGAAAGUCGAUGUGCUAUCAGAUUCCAGCAUUGGUGAAAUCGGGAAUUGUGCUUGUUGUUUGUCCUUUAAUAGCAUUAAUGGAAAAUCAAGUAACGGCACUAAAGGAGAAAGGUAUUGCUGCUGAAUUUCUAUCCUCUACCCAGACUUCGAAAGUUAGAGAAAAGAUUCAUGAAGAUCUUGAACUUGGAAAACCAUCCUUAAGGCUGCUUUAUGUAACACCGGAAUUGAUUGCCACACCUGGUUUUAUGUUAAGAUUGACAAAGAUUCAUUCUAGAGGGCUCUUGAAUCUAAUAGCCAUCGAUGAGGCACAUUGCAUCUCAUCUUGGGGCCAUGAUUUCAGGCCUAGCUACCGGAAACUUUCUUCUUUGAGGAAUUGUUUACCUAAUGUGCCAAUAUUAGCUUUAACAGCUACCGCCGUUCCAAAGGUUCAGAUGGAUGUGAUGGAGUCUUUGUGCCUACAUAAUCCUCUAGUCCUGAAGUCAUCAUUUAAUCGACCAAAUAUAUAUUAUGAAGUCCGGUAUAAAGAUCUUUUGGAAGAUCCAUAUGCGGAUCUAGGCAAUCUCUUUAAAUCUUGUGGAAAUGUCUGUGCAAUCAUAUACUGUCUUGAACGUUCAACCUGUGAUGAUUUGGCUACUCAUUUGUCCAAGAUAGGAAUUAAUUGUGCUGCCUACCAUGCGGGCUUGAACAAUAAGCUACGGAGUUCUGUUCUAGAUGACUGGAUAUCCUCAAAAACAAAGGUUGUUGUCGCUACAGUGGCUUUUGGGAUGGGAAUAGAUCGGAAGGAUGUUAGAAUUGUUUGCCACUAUAAUGUUCCCAAGUCGAUGGAAUCCUUUUAUCAGGAGUCAGGUAGAGCUGGUCGUGAUCAAUUGCCAUGUAGAAGUGUUUUGUACUACGGAAUGGAUGAUCGGAGAAAAAUGGAGUUUAUAUUAAGUAAAGCAGAAAGCAAAAAGUUGCAGUCCUCAAGCUUGCCUGAUGGACAUACAAAGAAGUCCUUAGUUGAUUUCAGAAUGAUGGUUGAGUACUGCGAAGAGGCUAAAUGUCGAAGGAAGAAGAUCCUGGAGAGCUUUGGGGAGGAGGUACCAGCAACCUUGUGUGGAAAAUCUUGUGAUACAUGCAAGCACCCAGACGUUGUGACUAAGUGUUUAGAGGAGCUUACAAGUUCUUGUGCUUUUAGAAGCAGGAGUGGUACCUCGCAAAUCUAUAUUAAUAGCUCCCCAAGUCUGAUCUUAGAAAACCAGUACUCAGAAUUUUGGGAUCGGGAUGAUGGUGAAAAUGGGUCCGAGGAUGAUAUAUCUGAUGCUGAUGAUGAUAUUGAUGUUGUGAAGACCUUGACUCGAUCUAGUUUACCAUCAAAAAGAACAUUAAAUGAUAAGAUUGAAGUGUUGCAGAGGGCAGAGGAGCGAUAUUAUCAGGACAAAAAUCAUGAAAAACAGAAGAAUAAACUCGACAAGAAUGCCAUAUCUGAAACUCUGAGGGGGUCAAGCAAGCAAAGAUUAUUGAAUGCAUUAAAGCAAUCACAACAGAGGCUUGAAAAAUUAGAAAUUAACCUUGAAAUGUCAGCUGCAUUCCUUGAAAAUGAGUGCUUCAAGAAAUUUGGAAAAACCGGUAAAUCUUUCUAUUUAUCACAAAUGGCAAGCAUUAUGAGGUGGCUUCCAACAGCAAAUGAAAUGGAACUAUCAUCUAGGCUCAGUGCUAUGACAGAUCCUGCUGCUUCCAGCACCGAACAGAUUGGAAUCUCCUCUUCUGCAUCUCCUCUGGUUGAUCAGGUAUCAUAUGAUAUUAGUAAUGAAAAUAUGUACUGCAGCGUUGAGUCCAAUACUCCAACUACACUGGAAAGCAAUUUAUCAGACACUAAACUGCCACCAAUCCCAUCUUUUUCGGACUACAUGAAAAACAAAAAGGCCAAAGGUAGCCAGUUAUCACCAUCUGAGAAUCUUUCACCCAGCGCCAUGCAAAAGAAUAGGGAUAAGAGAGCUAGAUAUCAGUAGGGCUGAAAUGGAUUUUUGUUUCAUUUUGUAUAUGUGCAGCAAAGCACUACUGAGUUCUUGUUCCAUUUUGUUGCUGAUAAGACUGACAAUAACAGGAAAAAGUAAGAGUUUGUCGCAAAUUUUCACAAACAUGUACUAAUGAUAUAGAGGACACUGUUAAGUUAGCUUCUACACUUAUCAGCGGGUCUUUUAGUAGACUAUCAGAACUAUCUCUUUUUCCUUGGACUGCUGAUUUUAACCAGUGCGAUCUGCAUUGGAUUCUAGAUGCUAUCAUAUGAACUAUGAAAUACGAGUAUUUGUUUAUUUA
Daucus carota subsp. sativus is the source of this 2610-nucleotide messenger RNA. RefSeq names its product ATP-dependent DNA helicase Q-like 3. The transcript has 20 exons. Lineage: Eukaryota; Viridiplantae; Streptophyta; Magnoliopsida; Apiales; Apiaceae. Gene Ontology annotation, biological process: double-strand break repair via homologous recombination. Gene Ontology annotation, cellular component: chromosome; cytoplasm. The record is from RefSeq and is a predicted model, not a curated record. The coding region runs from base 54 to 2303 and encodes 749 amino acids. Gene Ontology annotation, molecular function: nucleic acid binding; ATP binding; 3'-5' DNA helicase activity.